AACAAAAGGAAAGCAAGGGUCUUUCAGGCAGAACGCAAACCUUUUCAUACUGUCUUUUGGGUGCUAAAAGAGACAAAAAUGGGAAAUUAUUCAUCAAAACCUACGAUGCCUCCUUCUCCCCCUGCUGCUUCAAAAGAACUUAAAGAUCCCUGGAGGCCAGUAAAAUGGAGUGAAAAACAAGAGCUACUGAAAGAAUUGGAGCAUUUAAAGCCACGUUUAGAGCCCCUCAGGAUUCUGGUGCAAGGACCUGUUGGGGCAGGGAAGUCAUGCUUCAUAAACACUGUCCAGAGGGUCCUUUUAGGCCGUAAUGUCAGUAUUGCUCUGGAAAGCUCAACAACAGCAAUACAAGGAGAAAGCUUCACUCUUUCAUUUAAUCCCCGUGGGCCUAUAGCUAAGGAUGACAAGAGGUACAAUCCCAGGCCAAGUCCAGGUGAUAGAAUCCACUGUCUGGUAAACAUUGUUCCUGCUGAUGCCAUCUCAAGGUUGGAUGACAGUGUGAUUGACAAAAUGAGGACAAUUCGAAAGAAAGCUUCUGAAUGGAGCAUCCCACAAGUGAUUGUGUUGACGAAAGUGGAUAACGCGUGUGAGAUAGUCAGCCAGGACUUGAGAAAACUUUACCACAGCAAGAAGGUCAAAGAUAAGGUUGAGGUGAGCAGUCAUAAACUGGGCAUCCCGUUGAACAACAUUUACCCUAUGAAGAACUAUCAUGCGGAGAUCACUGAAGAUACCAAUGUGGAUGUUCUCAUUCUCAUGGCACUGAGGGAUAUUGUCAACUUUGCCAACGACUAUGUAGAAUCCAUGUAUGAAUCAAGUGACUGUAUACAAUCAUAGAAAAGGAGAAUUCCAGCUUUUCAAAAUGUAGUGUUAAUAUAUAGUUAAUAAUAAUAAUUGUGAAUUAACUUGAAAAAGCGAAUUAACAAGCUUGUUCGAAAUGGCAUUACUCAUGACUUGUUGCUCAUGGGAAGCAUGUUUUUUUAAGCCUUUGACACUUAAAACUUCAGAGAAGUGCUGCUACAUUUUAUUUGGCAUGUGUCAGUCUUCUUUCUAUCUGUUGCAAGCAGGGAAAAAUCUGUAUCAUACAAGCCUAUUAACUACACAGCAAACCUAAGCCUGAGAAACUGUAAAUUACAUGAGUGUUAAUAAGAUGUUCACAUUAAAAUGUACUCACUGUAGCUGUAGCUAACUCAAGAAGGGCUUAAGUA
Molecule: messenger RNA, 1202 nt
Organism: Pygocentrus nattereri (red-bellied piranha)
Lineage: Eukaryota; Metazoa; Chordata; Actinopteri; Characiformes; Serrasalmidae
Product: interferon-induced protein 44-like
Exons: 7
Coding region: 79-831 (250 amino acids)
Source: RefSeq, a predicted model, not a curated record